ACCUUAUCACAAAAGGGGAGCGCCCCGUGCGCAUUUCCCGUGGCGCGAGACACGAUCCUAUCCGCACGCUCCUACGUGCGCCUCGAUGCAGCCGCGUGGCAUCCGGAGAUCUGAUUCACCCUGUCACCCUCCGAUGCUGGUCGGACGGACGUCGCCAAGUGGGCCCCAAUCCGAGCAGGUACAACGUCCCCUUGGCCUCGGUUUCCUCGAAUUACGAGGUUGAUGGAUCUAACGGUCCAGAUCAUCCCGCAGCUAUCGUCUCGGGCACAGUGUUACUCUUCUCCUAGCUUUGUUGGGGGGUAGGGGGGGGGAGUACAGUGCGUCCCGGCGCAAGUUAACACUGCUCACGGCGUUUCUUGCGCAACAGAGAUUUUUAGAGAGAGAGAGAGAGAGAGAGAGGGAAAUGUGACUUUGAGAGAGAGGGGGGCGUUGGCUUCUUUCCAUUUUUGCUGAAGAUUCAGUGGGCCAUUGCUUUUGAUUAGGGUUUUGGGGUUCAUUUUAAGAUACAUCUCAGCAUUAUAUAUACUCUGGCGAGAGCGAGAGGGAGGAGCUCUGAAGAACAUCCCUUUCAUCUGUUUGGAUUCGAAUUUUCAGUGAUUCUAGAUGGGCAUAGAGGAAAGAAACACACAGCUACACAUCAAUGAGGGAAAAACUCAUCAAGCAUGGACGCUUAGCCGACAUGUUUUUUGUGAUCUCUCGUGUGUUUCUCCAGUCAUGUUCUUGUACCUCUUAAAGGAAUGUUAUUUUGCAGGUACAUGUAAAGCAACAGCAAAAUUUCGUGCUCUUCAGCAUCAAGUCCAUCAAAUACUAUAUAAUAAUCCCCAUCCUGGCCCAGCUACUUUUGUCGUUCAGUGUCUUUAUAUCCUGCCAGGGUUUGGAGAAUAUUGUGAAGGCUUCAGUCACUUAAUAAUUUCUGCCCUUCGCCGUCGCCUGAAAGCUGGAACCACCCCAGCAGACUCCUUGGAAGCUAAACAGCUUGCUGCCCAUUUAUUCGUAGAUGUUCUUGGGGGUUGUGUCUUUCAUGAAGAGAGGAUUCUUGUGAAGUUAUUGCAAAUUUUUGAUGUCACAUUGAUGAACAUUGAGAAAGCUUUAUGCAAUUCAGAAGUUGAAAGUAACAGUAGUUUGGACGAGGCAAAGCAAGUUGUAGAACAGUAUAUAUUCGAAUUGAUAGAAUCUCAGUCAUUUAUGACAGCAGUCAGUCUACUAGAACACUUCUCUAUUCGUCAGUCAGGGCAAUCUUUUCUAUUUCAAAUGAUUCUGAAAAAGGAAUUCAGAGCAGCUGAGAAAUGGGCAACAUUUAUGGGGAAGCCGAUGUUGUGUGUACUUGUCCAGGAAUACAUUAAUAAGAAUAUGCUGAAGAAUGCUUACGAGAUUGUAAAAAAAAAUAAUCUACGACAGGAAUUUCCAGAUAUAUAUCACAAAUUUAAAGGGAGCUCUUUAAAGAAACUUGCAGAAAAAGGAUGUUGGGAAAUUGCAGAGGCAAAUAUAAACGAUGAUAGAGAACUCAUUGAAUAUCUGGUUUAUUUGGCUAUGGAAGCUGGCUACACAGAGAAGGUUGAUGAACUCUGCGACCGCUACUCCCUUGAGGGUUUUGUGAGAGCUAAAGAACCUGAGGCAAGUCUCUUGCAAAGUCGCUAUCUUCAUCUUAAUGAAUUGGAUUUAGAAGGUGUUGUUUGGGUUGAUGAGGUUAGUGGUUUGCAAAGUGCAACAAGCCACAUUGAGGAAUGUAAAGUUGUUGGGAUUGAUUGCGAAUGGAAACCCAAUUAUGAGAAAGGCAGCAAACCAAACAAGGUGUCUAUCAUGCAAAUUGCUUCUGAAAGGAAGGUUUUUGUCUUUGACAUGAUAAAGUUGUUUGAAGAUGUGCCUGAGAUUUUAGACAAUUGCCUCGUACGCAUUUUGCAUUCCCCCCGAAUUCUGAAACUAGGCUAUAAUUUUCAAUGCGAUGCACAGCAACUAGCUUAUUCAUAUGGUGAGUUGGAGUGUUUUAAGCACUAUGAAAUGCUACUGGACAUUCAGAAUGUGUUCAGAGAACCUCGAGGUGGUCUCUCUGGGCUUGCAAUGAAAAUACUGGGUGCUGGUUUGAACAAGACAAGACGGAACAGCAACUGGGAGCAACGACCUUUGAGCCAAAAUCAGCUAGAAUAUGCUGCUCUUGAUGCUGCUGUACUUGUUCACAUAUUCCGUCAUGUUCGUGGUCAUUCUCAGCCUGCUAGUCUAUCAGAAGGCCAUGCCAAAAUUGAGUGGAAGUCUCACAUUGUUUCCCGCAUGGAUAACCAAAAAAUGACAAAGAAGCAGAUUACAAGUAAAGACAAGUCUGAAGGUGGACUUAACAAGGAUUCACAAUUGAGCUAGUUUAUACCUUACCCUUCUCAUCAGUAAAUAUUUAUGCUCAACCAAUGCAGAUGCUGCUGAAGUAGACUUGCUGCUGUAGAGUUUCAAUUUGUUUAUGGGAAAAAAUUCUUCACUGGAAAAUGGAAUGCCCUAGAUUAUCUAAUAUAACUGCAUUUUAUUCUGCUCUGAA
Molecule: messenger RNA, 2521 nt
Organism: Malania oleifera
Lineage: Eukaryota; Viridiplantae; Streptophyta; Magnoliopsida; Santalales; Ximeniaceae
Exons: 11
Coding region: 604-2352 (582 amino acids)
Biological process (GO): nucleobase-containing compound metabolic process
Molecular function (GO): nucleic acid binding; 3'-5' exonuclease activity
Source: RefSeq, a predicted model, not a curated record